GCGAGCUCUCUUCCUGAUAGCGCUGCCCUGCGCGAGCCCUGCUUCUCUCCGUCUGCCAGCCAGCGCGAGCCCCUGUCCUUCUCCUUCUCCUUCACCGCCGCACAGUCAGAGCCGCCAUCAUGUCCAUCCUGAAGAUCCACGCCCGUGAGAUUUUUGACUCCCGUGGAAACCCCACUGUGGAAGUGGACCUCUACACUAAGAAAGGUCUCUUCCGAGCCGCCGUGCCCAGCGGAGCCUCUACUGGGAUCUAUGAAGCUCUGGAGCUGCGCGACAACGACAAGACUCGCUACUUGGGAAAGGGGGUGGGCAGAGCCGUUAAAUAUGUUAAUGAUUUCUUGGGACCAGCUUUGUGUAAUCAGAAUGUGUCCGUCACCGAGCAAGAGAAGAUCGACAAGCUGAUGUUGGAGAUGGACGGCACUGAAAACAAAUCCAAGUUCGGCGCCAACGCCAUCCUCGGCGUGUCUCUGGCGGUGUGCAAGGCCGGCGCCGCCGAGAAGGAGGUGCCCCUGUACCGCCACAUCGCCGACCUGGCCGGGAACCCCGAGGUCAUCCUCCCAGUCCCCGCCUUUAACGUCAUCAACGGUGGCUCCCACGCAGGCAACAAGCUGGCGAUGCAGGAGUUCAUGAUCCUGCCCGUGGGGGCGAAGAGCUUCAAGGAGGCCAUGCGCAUCGGGGCCGAGGUCUACCACAACCUGAAGAACGUCAUCAAGGAGAAGUACGGCAAGGACGCCACCAACGUGGGCGACGAGGGCGGCUUCGCCCCCAACAUCCUGGAGAACAAGGAAGCCCUGGAGCUCCUGAAGAAUGCCAUCGGCAAGGCCGGCUACACGGACAAGAUCGUCAUCGGGAUGGACGUCGCCGCCUCCGAGUUCUACAGAGACGGGAAGUACGACCUGGACUUCAAGUCCCCAGACAACCCCAGCAGGUACAUCACCCCGGACCAGCUGGCUGACCUGUACAAGGGCUUCAUCAAGGACUACCCAGUGGUCUCCAUCGAGGACCCCUUCGACCAGGACGACUGGGCGGCCUGGUCCAAGUUCACCGGCAGCACCACCAUCCAGGUGGUGGGCGACGACCUGACGGUGACGAACCCCAAGCGCAUCAAGAAGGCCGUGGAGGACAAGGCCUGCAACUGCCUGCUGCUGAAGGUCAACCAGAUCGGCUCCGUCACCGAGUCGCUGCAGGCCUGCAAGAUGGCUCAGUCCAGCGGCUGGGGAGUGAUGGUCAGUCACCGCUCGGGGGAGACGGAGGACACCUUCAUCGCUGACCUGGUGGUUGGACUCUGCACUGGCCAGAUCAAAACUGGGGCUCCUUGCCGGUCAGAGCGUCUGGCCAAGUAUAACCAGAUUCUCAGGAUUGAGGAGGAGCUCGGAGACAAGGCUCGCUUUGCAGGCAAGAACUUCAGAAACCCCCUCACCAACUAAGGUGUGCUGCCGCUUCCUUGGGGCCUGCCCGGUCUUUCCUGGCACCACACGCCCGCACACAAAGCCCCGCCCCCCCCACCCAGCCCACCUCACUCGCUCACGCCCCCCCCAGCAUAGUUCACUUUCUUCCCGGAGAGAGGGGCACGCUGAAGAGGGCCAAGCAUCGACGUCUGCGGUCCCCAUUCGUGCUCCAGCUUCCUGAUGCCGGGGUCAGCCCUGUAAUGUGUGUAACUCCGUAACUGCGCGACAGGUCCUUGUUUCUUCGUCAGCUGUUGUGAUUUGUCUCUUGAUGACCUAUUUUAGUAAAAGAGAUGUAUGUGCAAUGUGCCCGCCUAUCGGAGAAGUUGUAGUGUUGCUGUAUGUGUGGCGAAUAAAAUCUACCCUCCCUUGAACGGUUAUGUCCAAAACAAAAA
Messenger RNA from Lepisosteus oculatus (spotted gar), 1837 nucleotides. RefSeq names its product enolase 1a, (alpha) (gene eno1a). Gene Ontology annotation, molecular function: magnesium ion binding; phosphopyruvate hydratase activity. Gene Ontology annotation, biological process: glycolytic process. Lineage: Eukaryota; Metazoa; Chordata; Actinopteri; Semionotiformes; Lepisosteidae. The record is from RefSeq and is a predicted model, not a curated record. Gene Ontology annotation, cellular component: phosphopyruvate hydratase complex.